GUCGUCACCAGAAGCCGUCCAUUUGCCAGCGGACGUUCAGAGGAGAAACAAGAAGCCACGCACUCGCCUCGCUAAAAAUAUAACAAAUUCUUUUUUUUUGGGCAAAACAAAAAGGGGCGAGCCUCCACCUCCAUUGACUAAAAAUAUUAAAUAAUAAUGUCGCAUCUGACUGAAAAUUUUUCCCGUCCAGAGAAGAAGGAGGAAGUCGUUACCUUUGGCAGCCUCGAUACGACGGUUCAGCAACUUCUUAGGGCAGCUUCCGAGGUACGCCAACGAGCCUAUGUGCCGUAUAGUGGAUUCAAGGUCGGUGCUGCUUUUCGGGCCAAGGCCAAUGACCAAAUCUUUGCGGGCUGCAAUGUGGAGAACGCGGCCUUUACACCCAGCUCGUGUGCCGAAAGAACAGCUCUUGCCAAAGCCGUAAGCGAGGGCACCACCGAGUUCUCAGUGGGUGCUGUUGUGGCCUUUGAGCCAGAUGUGUUUACCACCCCGUGCGGGGUGUGCCGUCAGUUUAUCCGCGAAUUUGCCACCGACGACAUACCCAUCUAUGUUGCCCAGGACAUUGAUGCAAGAUUUGCUGCCAAGGAGGAACCUUUCCGCAGCGAGGACCCCGUUCUAUGCACUUCUAUCUUCAAUCUGCUGCCGAGCAGUUUUCGCACAUAUCGGAAGUGAGACAGGCGGAGAGGCGAUAUUGCAAAAAAAAAAACAGAAAAAAAGAGCUGUUCAAGGUCGGAUGACCAACCCACUCCCCUAAACUGCCUCAUUUAUAUUGUAAUCUGUAUAAUUUUAAUCUAAUCACUUGAAAUAAAGAAAGUUACACUGCUUAA
Messenger RNA from Drosophila ananassae, 824 nucleotides. RefSeq names its product cytidine deaminase. The transcript has 2 exons. NCBI's taxonomy places the organism in Eukaryota, Metazoa, Arthropoda, Insecta, Diptera, Drosophilidae. Gene Ontology annotation, molecular function: cytidine deaminase activity; zinc ion binding. Gene Ontology annotation, cellular component: cytosol. The record is from RefSeq and is a predicted model, not a curated record. The coding region runs from base 157 to 669 and encodes 170 amino acids.